Molecule: messenger RNA, 1499 nt
Organism: Gavialis gangeticus (Gharial)
Lineage: Eukaryota; Metazoa; Chordata; Crocodylia; Gavialidae
Gene: PSMC6
Product: proteasome 26S subunit, ATPase 6
Exons: 15
Coding region: 1-1176 (391 amino acids)
Biological process (GO): positive regulation of RNA polymerase II transcription preinitiation complex assembly
Cellular component (GO): cytosolic proteasome complex; proteasome regulatory particle, base subcomplex
Molecular function (GO): ATP binding; proteasome-activating activity; ATP hydrolysis activity
Source: RefSeq, a predicted model, not a curated record
AUGCGCUAUCGAGGAGGGGAACCGGAGCGGUGCAGCACCCGCGACGUGGUCGCACACACAGCAAAUACAACAGUGGGCUACAUCAACAGGAUGCGUGAGCAACUGAAGGAGCUCACCAAGCAGUACGAGAAGUCGGAGAAUGACCUCAAGGCCCUGAAGAGCGUUGGGCAGAUUGUGGGGGAGGUUCUAAAGCAGCUAACUGAAGAGAAGUUCAUUGUGAAGGCUACGAAUGGGCCAAGAUAUGUGGUUGGCUGUCGUCGUCAGCUUGACAAGAGUAAGCUGAAGCCCGGGACAAGAGUUGCUCUUGACAUGACCACACUCACUAUUAUGAGAUAUUUGCCAAGAGAAGUGGAUCCAUUGGUUUACAAUAUGUCUCAUGAAGAUCCAGGGAAUGUUUCUUAUUCUGAGAUUGGAGGAUUAUCGGAACAAAUAAGGGAGCUAAGAGAGGUCAUAGAAUUGCCACUUACAAACCCAGAAUUAUUCCAGCGUGUGGGAAUUAUACCUCCAAAAGGUUGCUUGCUGUAUGGUCCGCCAGGUACAGGGAAAACACUCUUGGCAAGAGCGGUUGCUAGCCAGCUAGACUGCAAUUUCUUAAAGGUUGUGUCUAGUUCAAUUGUAGAUAAGUACAUUGGUGAAAGCGCCCGACUGAUAAGAGAAAUGUUCAACUAUGCCAGAGAUCAUCAGCCAUGUAUCAUUUUCAUGGAUGAAAUAGAUGCUAUUGGUGGCCGUCGUUUUUCUGAAGGAACUUCAGCUGAUAGAGAAAUUCAGAGAACUCUGAUGGAGUUACUGAAUCAAAUGGAUGGAUUUGACACUCUACACAGAGUUAAAAUGAUCAUGGCUACAAACAGACCCGACACAUUGGAUCCUGCAUUGCUGCGGCCAGGAAGACUAGAUAGAAAAAUCCAUAUUGAUCUACCCAAUGAACAGGCCAGAUUAGAUAUUUUGAAGAUUCAUGCGGGUCCUAUCACUAAACAUGGUGAAAUAGAUUAUGAAGCAAUUGUGAAGCUUUCAGAUGGCUUUAAUGGAGCAGAUUUGAGAAAUGUCUGUACUGAAGCAGGUAUGUUUGCAAUUCGUGCUGAUCAUGACUUUGUAGUUCAGGAAGACUUCAUGAAGGCUGUAAGGAAAGUGGCUGACUCUAAGAAGCUGGAGUCAAAGCUGGACUACAAACCUGUUUAACUUAAUCAUACACUUCAUAAUUGACUGCAUGGGAAAUAUCAGUGUAUAAAAGGAGAGAAAUAACGUACCUCUUGGCUAUGAACUUAUUGCGGGUUUCUGUAUAACACAGGAAGUUAGUAGUGUGUUUUCUGUACAAUUCUGAAACAUAACUUUUGUUGCAGCCCAAGUUAAGGAGAUGUUCUACUAAAAAUUACUGUGUGACUGUAUAAACAUACCUACAUAGUUUAACUUUAGCAGAUUUUAAGAAAGUCAAUGCAAUCUUGAUUAUUUUAUAUCAGUACCUUUUCCUUUGCCAGAACUGAAUAAAAUUUUGUUUAAAGUAA